Molecule: messenger RNA, 999 nt
Organism: Manis pentadactyla (Chinese pangolin)
Lineage: Eukaryota; Metazoa; Chordata; Mammalia; Pholidota; Manidae
Gene: MAP1LC3A
Product: microtubule associated protein 1 light chain 3 alpha
Exons: 4
Coding region: 203-568 (121 amino acids)
Biological process (GO): macroautophagy; autophagy of mitochondrion; cellular response to nitrogen starvation
Cellular component (GO): autophagosome; autophagosome membrane; cytosol
Molecular function (GO): ubiquitin protein ligase binding
Source: RefSeq, a predicted model, not a curated record
GGGAGUGGCGUGCCGGCCUCCCCUUUAAGGAAUGUUGUGACCUGACGUCACCCGGGCGAGUUACCUCCCUGAGCCACCGUCGCUGGGCUCAGCUCGAACCCCGGAGCCCUUGAGCGCGAGGCGCGGAGCCCCCGAACCUCAACCACAUCCCUAAGCCGCGCACCCCAGAGCCCCGGCCUGCGCACCACGCCGGGCCGGCGCGAUGCCCUCGGACCGGCCUUUCAAGCAGCGGCGGAGCUUCGCCGACCGCUGUAAGGAGGUGCAGCAGAUCCGCGACCAGCACCCCAGCAAGAUCCCGGUGAUCAUCGAGCGCUACAAGGGUGAGAAGCAGCUGCCGGUGCUGGACAAGACCAAGUUCCUAGUCCCGGAUCAUGUCAACAUGAGCGAGUUGGUCAAGAUAAUCCGGCGCCGCCUGCAGCUGAACCCCACGCAGGCCUUCUUCCUGCUGGUGAACCAGCACAGCAUGGUGAGCGUGUCCACACCCAUCGCUGACAUCUAUGAGCAGGAGAAGGACGAGGACGGCUUUCUCUACAUGGUCUACGCCUCGCAGGAAACCUUCGGCUUCUGAGCCAGCAGUAGGGGGUGCUGGCCUGGGAGUGGGGGGCCCUAUCAUCAGGCUCGGCCCAGGGAACUCCUGGCUCCUGAACUGAGCUGCUUCUGCUUCUGGUGGGCUGGGCAGGGAUGCCACCCCCUCGCCAGGGGGCACUCACCACCCCUCCUCUGCCCCUGGAUGGAUCCUGGGCCAGUCAUUUUAGGGCUGACCCUCUGGGUGCUGACAGGGAUGGGGAAGGGUGGGGAUUAGCUCCCAGCACCCCUACUCUGUGUGUGUGUUUUUUUUUAGGCCCCUGCCCAUCUGCCCCUCCCUCAUCUGAGGCGCUGCCUGCCCCCUGCCUGGACCUGCCCCCGAAGGACUGGCCCCUGGCUCACCUGGUCUUGAUAUGGUGUAUGGAUCUGUGGUUAUUGCCCUCUGCAGAAUAAAGAUUGCUCAGGCCUGCCUGG